Westerdykella ornata is the source of this 1149-nucleotide messenger RNA. RefSeq names its product ras-related GTP-binding protein-like protein C. NCBI's taxonomy places the organism in Eukaryota, Fungi, Ascomycota, Dothideomycetes, Pleosporales, Sporormiaceae. Bases 1 to 1149 code for a protein of 382 amino acids. The record is from RefSeq and is a predicted model, not a curated record. Gene Ontology annotation, molecular function: GTPase activity; GTP binding. Gene Ontology annotation, biological process: cellular response to amino acid stimulus; cellular response to starvation; regulation of autophagy. The transcript has 5 exons. Gene Ontology annotation, cellular component: fungal-type vacuole membrane; Gtr1-Gtr2 GTPase complex; nucleus.
AUGCGAUACCUGCAGGAACUGCCCGACGCCGAUAUCCCACACACAGAGAUGCCGCCUCGCUAUCACACGGGGCGGUUACCCAACAGCAAGGCAGGCGACGAUAAGCCGAGACUGCUGCUUAUGGGCCAGCCGAGGAGCGGCAAGUCGUCGAUAUCGAGUGUCGUGUUUCAUAAGUUGCCGCCGAGCGAGACGUUAUAUCUCGAGACGACGACGAGGAUCAAGAAGGAAUCUAUGCACUCCUUCAUGGACUUUCAAGUCUGGGAUCUCCCCGGGCAUGUCGAUUACUUCGAUCCGUCCUUCCACGUCGACCACAUCUUCGAAGAAAUCGGCGCUCUAAUCUGGGUCAUCGACGCGCAGGACGAAUACCUCGAGGCCAUCAUGCAACUCAACAAAACCAUCCUAAACCUGCAACACUCGUACCCCUCAAUCAACGUCGAGGUCUUCGUCCACAAAGUGGACGGCCUGAGCGACGAUUACAAAGCCGACACCUUCAGAGACAUCAUCCAGCGCGUGACGGACGAACUCAGCGAUCACGGCUACGAAAACGCGCCCGUCAGUUUCUACCAAACCAGCAUCUACGACCACUCCAUCUUCGAGGCCUUCUCCAAGGUCAUCCAGAAGCUCAUCCCCCAACUGCCCACCUUGGAAGCGCUGCUCGACUCGCUCUGCCAGAGCUGCCGGAUCGAAAAAGCGUACCUGUUCGAUAUCAUGAGUAAGAUCUACAUCGCCGCCGACACGAGUCCGACGGACGGAGGGAGCUAUGAGAUUGCGAGUGAUUAUAUCGAUGUGGUUAUUGAUGUUAGCGAGAUUUACGGGUGGGACAGGACUCUGGCUUUAGAGGUGGAGGAGGAGGAAAUCAGGGGGGAGAGUGGGUGCAACGAUGCGGAAAGUUUGAUUACCAUGGAGAGGAAGGGGAAUCACUACCUCUACUUGAGGGAAAUCAACAAGUACCUCGCACUCAUCUGCCUCAUGGGCGACGACAGCCCCGCGGAAAAGAAGGCCGUCAUCGAUUACAACGUCGGCGUCUUCCAGACAGCGCUCAAGCAAGUGUUUCCGCGCGCGGAGAGAGAGCCGCCGGGACAUCAUCACAGAUACGAGGGAGUGGAGUUCGGACAUGACGAACCGGCGGCAGUGGGGGUUGGGAGGUGA